Mesorhabditis spiculigera is the source of this 510-nucleotide messenger RNA. Lineage: Eukaryota; Metazoa; Nematoda; Chromadorea; Rhabditida; Rhabditidae. The record is from the annotation of a GenBank genome assembly.
AUGACAUCAGACAAGCGCCGCAUUUUCCCCGAUUACAUCCCCCCGCCACCGUAUCGUGAGAAGCACGGCCGGGUCGUCGAUGACGAGGAGGGCAACAUGUCAGCCUGGCCGCCGGGCGAACCGUCGCCCGCCUUUCCCUCCCCACCCUAUCCUGGUGGCCCGAACCUCUCAAAAGUACAGUACCCCCGCGACGUGAGCGGCCCGCGAUACCAGUGCCCCGAGUGCCACCACCAGUUUUUGUUCCACCGCCUGAUGGGCAUCGUGGUGUGCCCGUUUUGCCAGCAGACAGUCACCGUCGGAAAAUUUAAUAAAAAGCGCUCAACGAUGUACCUAAUCGUCGGGCUGCUCCUCCUCGUGGCCAGUGCAAUCGUGAUGACGGCGUAUUUUAUUUGGUUCCCCAAGGAGCCGUAUAUUCUCAUUUCGGUGCUCCUCAUCGCGGUCAGCGGGUUCGCCGGCUUGAUAAAAUCCGCCCAUCUGCGGAAUCAGUACCCGGAUGCGCUGCGGGUCGAA